AUGCUGAAUGAAACCAGACCCCAAGGCUACAAUCGGCGUCGCCAAAGAUCCCGCAGAAAGAAGUCUGCAGUGACCAUUGAAAGUAUCCAUCCUGGUCGGGCUCCUCUGGGUGUUUGUCGUCCGUCCAGGUCGAUUUCGCCUCCCACACUCAGCAGAGACAGAGCCACUUCAAGUGAAUGGUUCUCCAAGACAUCUGAAAACAGCAUUUCAGGACAGUCAUCUAAUCCGGUGUACAUGCGCUUUUCGGAUACUCUUCCCUCAGAAUCAACAGAGCAAGCGGAAUACAACAGAAACAUACCAUUCUUAUCCAUCAACUCCCUUGGCGAGCUUUUUGGAGAAGGGAAGUGGGUUGAACCUCGAGCCAAAGGCAUGACUAUUCGCGGAGCUUCGUCAAGCGAUGCAGACCCUAACGCUCCAGCAAACGCUGUUUCUUUUGACAUGAGUCGGGGCUGCUAUGAGCUAGCAGGCUUUGAUGAACUUGCCUCGUCUCAGCCGGUCGCCCUGAGUGACUUAUGUAUUAGAGCUCGUCCGCGUUAUAAAGGGAACAGACACCGCAAACCUCUCUUGCAUGAGCACGAGGGCACUAUAGAUGAGAACAAUAGUGCCAUGGGCUCCUUUACAGAUAGCCUAUCAAAGCCUCGCUCACGCCUCUCUGCCUUGCAUCAGCUGAAAAAUGGCGUCUGCAAUUUAAGCGGAAAUCAAAAAGAGCAACGGGCUACUACUUCACUGGUGUAUCACGAGAUUGCUGUCCAGGAGACUCAAAAGAACGAGAUUGGUGAGCAGGAAUCCCACGAAAGUGUAAGCACUUGCUAUCGGAAAAACCCACUGAGCUACUCCACCAUCCAUGAUGGGACUCACUCAUACACCCUGAGACACCGCUAUGAAUCCAUGUCAGCGAGCACAUUUGUGACAAGUGACUACUAUGUUACCUCACAAAUGGACCAGCCAGCAGAUACCCCUCGAGCCACUGAUGAAAGCGCCUCCUUUGGCUCAGCCCAACUGGAUUCCCGCCACCAUAUUAUGCCCUCUGGAAAGAAAUACCCGCAGGAAUCUCCCCUCAACCUUUAUCGUGCCAGCUUCGACCAUCCUAGUGAUCGAUCGCCCUAUGAGUCCUUACAAGUACAGCGUGCACAGGCGUACUUGAGCAGUGUCCCGUCAAUUUUGCAGCAGUCCGUUCCUGAGAACCAAGACUUUGAUUACUGCCCAGUAAAGCAAACAUCUGUACAGGAAGCCGUUGUCAACCAACACCCGACCGAGGAGAACAUGGUCAGAGUUGAGGCAAAGCCAGCCUCGACUAAGCUCCCGUUGCCCAGCCCGAACCUUCCGUAUAUCAAGCACCCUGACCAGGAAGGGAAAUUGUUCGAGGAGUACUCCAACCCCACUACCCCCAACCCAUUGAAACAUACAGAACGUUGUAGCUCGGAAUUAAACUCCGCCGCCCUCCUUUGUUUGGUUCAGGAAUCAGGUUCCGGGAACCAACAAACAUACAUUCCUGACCCAUUCUUCGAAGACAAUGAUGCAAAUCGAACAUCAUAUCGGAAAGGGAAUGACGGAAGUAUGGGAUUGGCGGCCUUGGAUUGUGGUUCCACCGAGCUCAAAGCAAGACCGACUCCCGCCCACCAAACAAACAGUAAUAAUGCAGUUCUAAAGAACGCAUAUGAGCGUGUCAUGAUGAAAGAACUGCGUGAAGGAAGCAGCUCUAUCGAGAAGGCUGAUGGCCCUAGGCAGGAAGAAACAUUUGAAAAUGGUGUUUUGCCGGGUCCCAGAUGCCAACCGACUCCUGGCCCCCCAAAGCGCGGUCCUCUGGACAUGGGAACCAGUACUUGGUAUCUAACGAAAUACACUACUAUGGUUGAAUCAAAAUGUGGCAGCACCGACACCUGGUUCCAUGUUGAUGGGCGGGGAGAAGGCGGCCUCCGGCAGCAGAUCGAAUGCGUUUCCAGCAGAUACGCCCAAGUCAAACAUAACCUAGGUGGAUCGGACCCGACUCAUGCAAGUCAAAUGACUAAUUUACUGGGAAAUGUCAUUACCAACCUCUAUUCUUACGUCUCCGGGAAUCGCAAGGACCAAGCCGCCAAUUUUGCCGACUUUGGAAACGUAAGCGACUGCUAUUGCGAGCCCAGCCUUGGGGGGCGCCGGAGCUAUUUCGAGCGUGACCCGUCGUCCAUGGAACGUUGGGGAGCCCCUGGAGGUAGAGUCACCAUAGAACUGGAUACCACAGGGAAUGAAGCUCGAAACUUUGCGGACAUGGUCGACAGGACUCGCGGGGUUUGCGCUGAUAUCUGCAAAGAAACAAAACAACAGGUAAAAGAAUACGAAAAAGGUCAGGAAAUGGAAGGCAAGAAUGAAAAAGAGAGCGACACAGAUGAUUGA
Aspergillus candidus is the source of this 2373-nucleotide messenger RNA. RefSeq lists its product as uncharacterized. The coding region runs from base 1 to 2373 and encodes 790 amino acids. The record is from RefSeq and is a predicted model, not a curated record. The transcript is spliced from 4 exons. Lineage: Eukaryota; Fungi; Ascomycota; Eurotiomycetes; Eurotiales; Aspergillaceae.